This is a messenger RNA of Amoebophrya sp. A25, 4199 nucleotides long. NCBI's taxonomy places the organism in Eukaryota, Dinophyceae, Syndiniales, Amoebophryaceae. The record is from the annotation of a GenBank genome assembly.
GCUAGAAGCAGUAUAAGGGUACUCGUUAAUGAUCAAAUGAAGAACCAGUUCAUCUAGCUCAAGUUUUUGAAGUAGAGACAGCAAGAGUCAAAAUAUGAGGAACAAGAACUCAAGAUCUUCUCCUUCGCUUGCUGCAUGCUUCUUGUUGUGGUUCUUUUCAUCGGGUAGCUACUUUGUCGUCCACGUGAUAGGAUUAAGGCUUCCCCUAAUCCAUCCCUGUAGACAUCCCUCAAACAUAUGCGCCCCAAUACAAGGGAGAUACUGACGCAUAUGCUUGAGGGAUUUCCACAGGGAUGAAUAGGGGAGAGCUCUAAUAGGAGGACAGGGAAGCGAUGACGCGUACUUGCGCAUACUUGACGAAGAAACCGAAGAUCCUGGACGCAGAUCAUCUAGAGGAUCUUCGGGUUCUUCGUCAAGUAUCAUCAGAUCAUCUGAGGAGCAGGAACAUCAAUCGGAGAAAGAUGGUCCUCAUGAGGAUGAUUCUAGUACAACACUGGGUACACUGGACCAUGAUCAUGAUUGUGAGCAGGAGGAGGAACAUCAAUACGGUCGUGAGGAGGAGGAGGACCAACUACUCCUACAUGGAGAGGACGAAACGGUCGCUUUGCCGCAUUUGAUAAUACCAGAUUUAAGACUUGAAGAAAUCCAUCUUCACAGGGGAAGAUUCUAGGAUGCCGUUUCCAAGGGGGAGAAGGUUCUAGGAUGCUUUUCAAGAUGGAUUUCUCUUAGUUCUAACAGAUCCCGACUACGUCCACACCGGAUCGAUUUCAUAUUACCGCUUUGACCGGGAACAAACAAGCGCUGCGUCUUCACUGUACAAGCACAAGAAUGCCCAUGAAGUCCGCUUCACGUCGGCGCCGAACAAAGGGUCACGACCUCUGACGAGCAGGAGCGAUGCCGCAAGGGGUCGUUCAAUGAAAUUGUGCAGAACAAAGACAAAGCAACAGCUGGAAGCUUCUGAAGCUUCUGUAGAUGGAGGGGCUACAAAAUCUGCAGACGAAAGUGCAACUCGUCCUGAAUGGUCCGAUCAAUUAGCCAUAGAAGAGAACAACAGAAACAGUCCUCCUGCACAACCAGUUCCUCCAGCACAACCAGUGCAUUAUUCCGCCAAUCUCGCACGAUACGCUUUUACGAAGAAGCAGGUGCUUCCUAUGCUCUACGGAUUGGCCGAUGACCGAUGGAGCCGACAUCGGCGGACGAUGAACAAAUUACACUGUGCGCCUUUUGUGCUACAGGCGUUAGAGCUGUUUCGGAACAUAACAGACUAUUUUCUGGAUCUUGGUGGCGACUUGGGCGAUUGCUCUAUGGCUGCUUUCUGGCGACAACUGACAAGGCGUGGAACAGUAAAUAUUGACGGCAGACCGCCAGUGCUACGAGCGUUUCGGCGAACGAUGCAAUUCUAUCGUGGAAAAACAGCAUCAAAAAGCCUUGGCGAUGGCGGGAGGUCUAGUUUAUGACUUGGAGUUUCCUCUCUCUCGCGAUUCCCGUCGUGAUCAUGGCGGGUCUAGUUUAACUACUUAGCAUCUCAUCUUGAGAUCAUCUCGCAGUUGUUCCAUUUCUUUGAAAUUUGAGAAAAGCAGGUAUCGAAACCUCUGUUGCAACAGCAAUGUAGAGUCUUUAUUUUUAUCACGUAGUAUCACUUCCGCUUCAUGAUCUUUGAUAUCUUGCUAGUUUUAUUUUCCCUCGCCUUACGUUAAUAUGAUGGUGUACUUGAUACUACACCUCGACUUGCUUCAAAUUCAAUUUUUGGGGACAGACCUCGAAGAUGUCGAAACUCCACUUUUCCUCUCAAGAACAAACGCUUUGGGAAGGGUACCAUCGGAAACUACAAGUACUAGCUUGAAGAUAUUAACUACUACACCGCAGCCACUGCGUGUUGACCAUCGGAUGUGGCGCGCCCAGGCUGACUUCUCUCACCGCGCGAGUGGCUGGUCACGCGGCUUCCGAUUUUUUUCGGUGGAGGACGAAGAGGUUCUUGCAUCGGCUUUUUCCUCAAGAGACGAGGAAGUAGAGGCCCCAUCCCGCUGGCUCGCAGAGCACUAUGCCGACGGAGGUUCUGAAGACGUUGUCUUACCUAACGUCACAUCAACUACACCAAGUUCUUCGUCUUCCUCUUCAAGCAAGAGGAACAUGUUGCUGAAGCAAAACAGCUACGUCGUAGCAGGUGGCGCGUAUAUCCUGGGCAGUCGGGAGCUUGAGGGACAGUGGAGGCGCUUCCCAGCACCUGGAGAGUGCGGUAGCAGUAGUUAUCAGGAUGUCACCUGCCUAAAGGAAAUGGCAUGCGGGGAGACGGCGAACCGGUUUCAUGGUACGUGCCCCUUAGACCGUUGGAAGAGGUGCGAUGAUGAAGCUGUCGGAACAAAAGAUGAUUAGGGGUUGGAAGUUGACCUAUCGCUAUCAGCUCUAAGUUGACCUAUCGCUAUCUUCAUCUAAGGGCAUCUCUACAGCUUCUUCAACUAGGAAAGGAAUAGAUAUGCGAGCUAGAGGCGGCAACUUGCAAUCCCUAAGAUGAAGCCAUAGCCCAGGACGAAGACCACAGACACAGGAUGAGAACACUCGUUUCUGCUCUCCAAGACGACGACUGCGUAGAGGUUGCUUCGGUUCAAAGGAUUGUAGAGAAGGUGUUAGCUGUUGAACAACGAGCAGUGGAGCCCUCAACAAAAGGAUUUAGUAUUGCAAGCACCUCCGGAUUGACAAGCUUCGGUCUACGGCUGAAACUUACGGGGAGCAACAUUGCUCCAAUCAUACGAGAUUUGCCGUCUAGUCUGCUCAACUGCACUGCACUUAAGGCUUAUACCUUAAUUCAGCACACCACGAUAAUAAAGGAUCAUUUAAGAAGCAUAAUAUUACUUAGGGGAUCAACAUUUAUAAUGAUGGGGGUCGAUAAUUCAUCUUAAGCAGCAUCUCUGGCCUCUUUUGCAAGGGACACAGGCGUCAAAGAUGCUUUUCCAGAUGACUAUAGGCAAGGUCUAAUGCACACCACGAUAAUAAAGGAUCAUGCCUACGCUGGCUUUCAUUGGAAGACGUAUCGACGGGAAACAGAGAAGAAUUCAAAGCCCUCGUGCGAAAGCUGUUCGUGGAGCAGGAUUUUGUUUAUGCUCUGUGCUGGCAGCCAACUAAGCUGUCAGGUUGUCCUAAGUGAAAGUUCGUUGUCUAAGUCUCUCGCUUAGGGCUAGUUCGUGUUAAGUUGUAACUUUUCACAACAUACGUAACCGCGCCGCUUCUCCAUUCCAGUCUUUGCGUGAGAUAAGAGCAUAAACAAAAUCCUUCUCCGCGAACAGUCUGUGCGAAAGCUGUUCGUGGAGCAGGAUUUUGUUUAUGCUCUUGUUGAAGCGUAUAGUAUAGGACAACAACUUCUACUAAGGACCUCCACUAUAGUUUCUUGGAUCAUCAACAUUCAUACUGAGUACAUAGUUGGGGAUGAGAAGAAGUUGAAGUAGUUUUUUUUGAAAUUCGUAAUUUGUUGUAAGUCAACGCAGGGACUACUUGUAUUACUUUUAACAAAUAGGUACAAUUCUAAGUCCUCAUCUUGCGACACCGAAGCGUGCGUGUGAGUGUGCCCAGUAUGCCGUUACAGUGCAGCGCUGAGCGAGAUCCCUCCAAGUGUGCUUUUCGUGAUAUCUUGGCGAUCAACUGUGCUGAUGCGAUCUCGCCUGAAGCAAGUAGUAUAGGAACAAGCAGUGCAACAUCUGGAUUUGCCAAAUCUUCAAAUAGAAGCAAAAAUUGGGGUUUAGUAGCCAGCUCAGAAAAGCUUUUGCAGAUAGCACAACAAAAUGGUGCGAAACUACCGAAGCAUGCACCGAACGCGACAGCUUUACAGCGAUUGGCAGCGAGGGCGAAGGCGAUACACAAACACGGCACAAUUUCGAGUCAAGAAGAACUUCUUAGUACAGCAACCACGAAUACUCAGCCAGAGUCAUCGGUGGUAGACAGCACAAUCUCAGAGUUCGAUGAUGUUUUCUCGAGCGCUGCUGAGGUCUUAUGGAGUCGGUGCUUUCGCGCCAUUCCUAGUCUUAGAGCCUUGAACCGUCUAGACUGGAAGGCAAAGAAGUCUCUUGUUCCAUCGGCUCUUCCCGGAGACGUUUUUAGCUAUGCGGGAUUGCCUUUUGUUACUGUCUAGCCGCGCUUAGGAACCUGAAGUAGAUAUUAUAACGAUAUUUUUAGGAGCUCCUGGUCCUGAGAAAAGUGUUCUCCUCGUG